This is a messenger RNA of Zingiber officinale, 925 nucleotides long. Its product is annotated as zinc finger A20 and AN1 domain-containing stress-associated protein 9-like. Gene Ontology annotation, molecular function: zinc ion binding; DNA binding. Bases 212 to 715 code for a protein of 167 amino acids. The record is from RefSeq and is a predicted model, not a curated record. The transcript is spliced from 2 exons. Lineage: Eukaryota; Viridiplantae; Streptophyta; Magnoliopsida; Zingiberales; Zingiberaceae.
CCUAACGCUACACCUAAUCCUGCAAAUCGUGUCUCCUCGUUUCUCAGUUCGGCGGUCGAUUUAGUGGAGGCGAUCGCGUCCUUGAUCAUCUGUGGCUUUCGGGUUCGCUUCGAUUGGCUUAGCUUCUGGUAUUGCAACCUUUUCUAGGAUCUUCCUCACUGAUUCCGCCCCUCCAAAAUCAGAGGAGAACUAAUAAGAUCUUCGAGAUCUAAUGGCACAGGAGAGCUGGAAGAAGGAUAUCGAACGAACUGAGUGCGAAACUCCUGAAGUCCCGAUUUUAUGUGCAAAUAAAUGUGGGUUUUUCGGGAAUGCCAUGACCAAUAACCUUUGCUCCAAAUGCUACAAGGUUUUUGCCUUGAAACAUAAACCAAUGGUUUCUCCCGCCACCACAGAAGUCGAGAAAGCAAUUGCCAUUCCAUCUUCUCUGCAAAUCAAACAUGUUGAAGGAUCAAGUGAAUUGGAUGGGCCGAAUGAGGUGAAGGCCGUCGAUGAUCAACCAGAGGCUGCAUGCAAGAAGCAACUGGCUAACCGUUGUGCCCAAUGCCAAAAAAGGGUAAGAUUAACAGGCUUCAAAUGUCGGUGUGGUGGCACCUUCUGUUCGUCCCAUAGGUACUACGAGACACACAAAUGCUCAUUCGACUACAAGACUGCUGGUCGCGAGCGUUUAGCCAAGGAGAACAUUGUUGUGAAGGCAGAAAAGUUGGAGAAAAUGUGAGGCCAUUGCAUUCCUUGAAAGGGCACAAAGGAGCCCUAUUUGCUUUCGGUGACAUGUUCCGAUGUGAUUCAAGUAGCCAAGGCUUUACGAAAAGCUUUAUACUUCGAAUCAACGAAUUCGGUGUGUUUCUGAGCAGGAAAUAAUGUAAAAAAGAAAUUGUGUUGAAAGUAUUGCUUCAAAUCUAUUUUAGUUUUCAUUCUGAAAUAUCAA